This is a messenger RNA of Wasmannia auropunctata (little fire ant), 775 nucleotides long. RefSeq names its product zinc finger HIT domain-containing protein 3. The transcript has 2 exons. Bases 116 to 520 code for a protein of 134 amino acids. Gene Ontology annotation, molecular function: protein binding. The record is from RefSeq and is a predicted model, not a curated record. Lineage: Eukaryota; Metazoa; Arthropoda; Insecta; Hymenoptera; Formicidae.
UGCACAUCGAUGCGGAUCACGUGGGCGGUGGGUCUUGUAAAUACAUUCGUGACAUGUGCUCACGUGCUCCGAUAUUUUGACACAUUGAACGUACUUGCUGCAAUUGAAUUCAAUCAUGAUUAAAAUUUGUGAUGUCUGCGGAAAGGAUGAUGCAGUUUACAAAUGCCCGACGUGCAGGAAACCUUAUUGCUCUGUGAGAUGUUGUAAAGAGCACAAGACUCAACCUUGCAAGCCUCCAGUAUUACCUGACGAGUCCGAGGAGCAAAGUGUCAGCACGUGGAAGUAUAAGUUUCCAACGGAGGACACGGUGCCCAUGGAGAAGCUACGGCAGUUGUGCGACAGCAAGGAACUGUUACAGUGCCUCCGGUCGUCCCAAUUGCGCGACAUUAUGAAGACAGUUGUGUACAGUCCGAAUCCCACCGAGGCGAUUGCGCUUGCCAUGAAGGAACCCGUAUUCAUAGAGAUGGCCGAUGCCUGUCUGAGGAUCGUGGAACCACCGGACGAUAUUAAGCCGUGCUAAAUAACUCACUUCUGUGACAAGUGAGUACUUGUCAGUGUGUACGUUAUUGUUGCAUCAAAUAAGACUAGCUGUUAUACGUUAAAGAAAGACGUUGUUUUUAAUUACGAUUUGUACAUAUAUGUUUUACGAAAAAUUGUAUAAAAAUGUCGAGAUGGGAAAAAUGCUGUUUUUUUUAAAUUUAAAUAUUUAUGUACACCACAAGAGUACGCAGAAUAUAAAAAUUUACGUCAAAUGGCGUGGAUGUGAAGAUAUAAA